This is a messenger RNA of Drosophila persimilis, 1857 nucleotides long. RefSeq names its product zinc transporter ZIP13 homolog (gene Zip99C). Gene Ontology annotation, molecular function: zinc ion transmembrane transporter activity. Gene Ontology annotation, biological process: intracellular zinc ion homeostasis; zinc ion transmembrane transport. The coding region runs from base 501 to 1583 and encodes 360 amino acids. Gene Ontology annotation, cellular component: membrane. NCBI's taxonomy places the organism in Eukaryota, Metazoa, Arthropoda, Insecta, Diptera, Drosophilidae. The record is from RefSeq and is a predicted model, not a curated record. The transcript is spliced from 5 exons.
GUAACCUUUCGUAGAGUGACUCCGAGAGAGUCUACCAAGUGCGGUAUUAAACGCAAAGUUCUUCUGAAGGGAGGACUGUAUCUCACAACGACAAAGACAUUCCUUAGGAAUCCUAUCGAAUAAGAGAAUCGUGCAUUUAUAUUGUUUAGUGGGUGCCACUCUGUCCGCUACUGCGCAUUAGAUAAACAAUAAGAUUAUGUUUGUUCGCGAACGCAACAGUCACAAAAGUAAAUGAAAACAAAACAAAAGACUUUUCCUUUGUGCCUCAUUGAAGACGAGCACGUUGACGCCAACACAACCAGCAUAACGCUGGGAAAAAGGCGUGGGACAUAUUCAGUUAAGGAGUUAAUGGACAUGACCAGACAGUGAUUGGACACAUCCCCAUAUCUCAAGUACAGGCUGCAGUACAGGCAACGACCAACCGGAAGAGUCGUCGUCAAGAUCGAGAUCCAGAUCCAGAACCAGUCCAGGAAACAGCUGUAGCUGAAACACAGACAACAAUGAGCACAAAUAGCAGCUUUUUUGAUGAACAUUUAACCAUGCUAUACGCAAAUCUGAUGAACAAUUACGUGCCAGAGUACUUUAAGAGCUUCCAGUACACCCCGUGGGUGUUCUCGCUGCUGGGUUCGGUGGUUAUCGGCCUCAGUGGCAUCUUUCCACUGCUCAUCAUUCCGUCAGAGGAGAAACUGGCCAAAAAUGGAUACAAAGACCCUGCGGAAUCAAAGUUCCUGCGAGUGCUCCUGAGCUUCGCAGUGGGAGGACUGCUGGGGGAUGUGUUCCUCCAUUUGCUACCAGAGGCCUGGGAGGGCGAUCACCAGAGCUCCUCGGGGGAAUUGGGGGACAGCCACCCAUCGCUGCGCUCCGGACUGUGGGUGCUCGCUGGCAUACUGAUCUUCACAAUAGUGGAGAAAAUCUUCUCCGGCUACACGAACGCAGACGAGGAGAAUCCCCAGCCCAAGUGCGUGGAGAUCGCAAACUGCCUGCUGCGCCGCCAUGGGGGCAAGCUGCCGGAGGGGGGAACCUCCGAGAGCUGCGGCGGAGCCUGUGACAUUGAGGACGUGGACAAGGUAUGUUUCUUGCGCGAGCGAGAGCAGAAGUCCAAGGAGCAGAAAGAACAGCCCAGGAAGGUCGCCGGAUACCUGAACCUGCUGGCCAAUUCCAUCGACAACUUUACGCACGGCCUGGCGGUGGCUGGAUCUUUUCUGGUCUCCUUCAGACACGGAGUCCUGGCCACAUUCGCCAUACUUUUGCACGAGAUCCCCCACGAAGUCGGGGACUUUGCCAUUCUUCUGCGCUCCGGAUUCAGUCGCUGGGAUGCGGCUCGGGCACAGCUGCUAACAGCAGGAGCAGGACUACUUGGUGCCCUGGUGGCGAUCGGAGGCUCCGGUGUAACCUCAGCCAUGGAGGCACGCACCUCGUGGAUCAUGCCCUUUACCGCUGGCGGCUUCCUGCACAUUUCGCUGGUCACAGUAUUACCUGAUCUCUUAAAAGAAGAGGAACGCAAGGAAUCCAUUAAGCAGCUGCUAGCCCUGGUCUUUGGCAUUGCAUUAAUGGCUGUCAUGACGACGCUUUUCGAACACUAACCUAACCCUAGCAAGAAGCCGAGCAGCACAUCAGAAUAGUUUAUUCCAUAAAUGGUUCCACCAGGAUGGCUCCGUUGUUGGGUGUCCAAAAUUGAAAUGAAUUUGUUGUACUUUACGGGAUGGCUAUAGGGAUGCCUAGCCCCUCCUGGCCACUCGUCCUAUUUUGCGUUGUGUAAUUAUAGCCGAUACGAAUGAUAUUUAAACUACUGUUAAUAAUUACGUAUUAUUGUAACAUACGAAAAACAUGAAUAGAAACUGUGUGUUUUCAAAGAAA